Messenger RNA from Puccinia triticina, 999 nucleotides. RefSeq lists its product as uncharacterized. The record is from RefSeq and is a predicted model, not a curated record. The transcript has a single exon. NCBI's taxonomy places the organism in Eukaryota, Fungi, Basidiomycota, Pucciniomycetes, Pucciniales, Pucciniaceae. The coding region runs from base 1 to 999 and encodes 332 amino acids.
AUGCCACCCAAGACAAAAACAGGUGUUGCCCACGCGAAAACGAUCACACGUGCGGGGAUACAAGGGAGACCGUCGCAAGGGCAGGCUCCAAAACAACAACGGAAGAUUCCAGAAGAAGUCGCCAUGUCAACUUUGACGACGCCUCCUCCGAGUAAGUCAAAUCAACAGACGUCGCCUGAGAAUGAUGACGAGAUGGAUCAUGAAGGCCAGGGAGAUACAUCCAUUGAGUCGGAGUCGCUCGAAGGCCUGUAUACCCUGUGCUCGACUCUACCCGAUACGUAUCGUUUUCUUUUGGCGCGAGAGAUCAAUUUUCAGGAGCGACGAUGCACUAAGAAGGCCCUCACAACCGUGAUUAACCAUUUUUAUCCGGAUUGGAAACCUGCGAAUCGGAACUGUUCUAAGCGCUACAUGAUCAACCAAUUUGUCGCCAAAGUGAAGCCAGAAAUCGACCGAUACUUAGAUGAAAUUGAAGAAAAUGAUGAAGCCGAGGCUGAAAAAGAUGAAGAGUUGCCUGAUGACAAUGACGAUCACGAAGGCGCGGUGGUUGAUCUGUCUGGGAUAAAUCCGAAUAAUUCUAGUAUUACUGUCGACGUAAUCCUUGAGAUCAUCGCCGAAUUCAAGCCCAAGAUCAAGCUUCCUGACACCAUGUCAAAACAUGCUGCCAUCGUUGCUUAUCACCAACACAUAAUGCCUCCACCUGUUGGGGGCUUUCCUCCUCCUUUCACUCGCCCACCUCACAUAGUGCCUGCGCCCUACCACAAAUACCUGACACGCGAUGAGCUUCGAUACACACUUCAACACUUUUGCCCACAAAUCUUUCUACCCGGGGCUCCAUCGAAAACCAUUCUAUUGAGUAUCUACGAGCGAUAUGUGCAGCAACUUGUACCUCAAACAGUAGCGUUUGAAGGAGUCCAUUUCUAUGUUUGCUUGUCCGAGGAUGGAGGGAACGAUGAGGUCAUGGUCGAGGAGGAAGUAGAUGACGGUGCUGAGGAAUUUUGA